AUGAGAAGGUACUUUUCAUCAAAUUUAAGAUAAACACCCCUCAAGACUAAUGUAUGCAUUGUUGGUAGUGGUCCAGUUGGUAUGGUACUUUCCUCUAUGCUCAAUAAGUUCAAAAUACCAAACAUAAUUCUUGACAAGCACCAGGGUGUACAGGAUCAUCCUAAGGCACAUUACAUUGGCUUUAGAACCUGUGAAAUUCUUAAGGAUCUAGGCAUAGAGAAACCAUUAGAAAAGAAACUCGAAUAAAUAUAGUAGUGGAAUAAUUUUAACUAUGCAACCCAUGUCAUAGGUGGAAAGCUUUACGGUAGGGUCAAUCAUUUUGAUUUCUAAAACACAAGAAGAAAUGAUAUCGAUUACAAGAAAGUAUUAGAAGGCUUUAAGGAAAAGUUUACUUAUGCUUAUCCAAAUCACUUUUCUUAGAAUAAGUUGAACACUAUUUUACUUGAGUUACUAGACAAAUAAAAGUAGGAUAUAUUGUUUUAACAUGACUACCUGAACCAUCAAAUAAUCAAGGAUGGCUAGGAAGGGUGUGUUAAAAUUAAAAUCGAAGAUAGAUAAUCAAAAGGGUUAGUAGAUAUUGAGUGUGAUUUUCUAGUGGGAGCAGAUGGAGUUAAAAGUAAAGUUAGAUAAAAUUUGGGGAUCGAGAUGUUCGGUGCAAAUAAUAUUUAGAACUUUGUGAACUUGCACUUUAGAUCCAAAGAAAUAGGGGAGUUGAUGAAGAAACAAGAUAGAACUAGCAUGCUUUAUUUUUUGUAUAACUAAGAUCUGGUCUCUGUUUUAGUUUGUCAUGAUAUUGACGAGGGAGAAUUUGUUUUGCAGGUCCCUUACUUUCCGCCUAUUGAAAGCAUUGAUGAUUAUAAAGAUCAGUAUAAAUGCCUUGAAAUAAUCAGGAAAUCAAUGUUUUCUGAUGAGUUGAGGUCAAGAUCUGAUAUCCAGUCCAUCAAGAUUGAUCUGAGAAAUAUUAAUGCUUGGAAAAUGGAAGGAGUUGUAGCAGACUCAUAUAUCAAUCUUGAAAAGGAUAAGACUUAACUGCCAAGAGUGUAUUUAGUAGGUGAUGCUGCUCAUGCUUUCCCACCUAGUGGCGGAUUUGGAAUGAAUACAGGUAUAGGAGAUUCCUUCAACCUUGCCCAUAAAUUUGCCUACUUUUACCAGAAUAAAAACAUUCUAGAUAACAAUCAAUAAAGAGAACUACUUAAGUCAUAUGAUACAGAGCGAAAAUACAUUGGAGAAGUAACAAGAGACCUGGCUAUGAUCAAUUAUGAAAAAAGUAUAAUAAUUGCAGGCAAACUAGACUUAGACAAAAAGCAGGCUGAGUAUUUUAAUUCUGUAGUUAAGAAUUACAUUCCAGAUUUUUUACCCAUUGACAAGAAAAAAUUAUUUAAAUUUGGAAUGGAUCUGGGACUAAUGAAGGCUCAGAUGACCAUGAAGUUGACUAACUCUGAGGAAGUUGUUUCUAAGUACCUGGCUAGUGAUAAAAAGCAUUCUAUUAAACUGAUGUUCCCUAAUCUAGACUUUGCAUACGCCUAUCCAGCUGAUGAUUAUGAGGCUUUUGCACAUGCUCAUUUUAUGAAGGACCAUUUUGAUAAUGAUGAGCAAGCUCACUUCUUAGGAUUAGGGACCUUAGUCCCACACAUUAGAAUUUAAGAUCAGAAAGACUGUUUUAGUCUUAGACAACUGAUGACCUAAUUAAACUUUUCUCAUGAAAAAUCCUUGAAUUUCAUUCUUAUUCUUCAAAAUAGAAAAUCAUUUAAUGAACUAAAUGAUAAACUCAGUAAAAAUGUAAAAGACUUGAAACCUAAUAACACCUUGAUUCUUAGGAAUCAAAAUCUUGUUAGUCUAUUUAAUGAAUUUGAAAGUGUUAAACUUGAUCUUAAUGCUGUUGAUUUUUCGAAGGUUAGAAAUAUGUAUAAGGAUGAUGAUAUAUUGGUCUAUCGUGGAGAUUGUCAUUUAGUAUUUAAAUGUUGA
Stylonychia lemnae is the source of this 1965-nucleotide messenger RNA. The record is from the annotation of a GenBank genome assembly. NCBI's taxonomy places the organism in Eukaryota, Ciliophora, Spirotrichea, Sporadotrichida, Oxytrichidae.